CCCUUCCCUGCGGCCAGGAGGAUAACGAAAGCUCAGCUCCAUCUCCACAGCCAUAGAGCGCUCUCCGGAUUUUGCUUCCAUCCGAGCGGCAGUGCAACCUCCUCGGCGCUUUCUCCGCCGUUCUUUCUAGGCCCCGCCCCUUUUACGCUGGCGGCAGCAUAAACUCCGGAAACUGGACUCUUGUCUACUGAGUCAAUUGAGCGACUCUGGGCGGCGCAGUGCGCAGGCGCGAGCGUUUGGGUUCCGACGCGCGCGGUGCUCGGUUACUGUAGCAGGAGUGAGUUCCUCAGCGUGGAGACCCUGCAGCUGGCGGCCGAGCGAGCGAGUGAGUGAGCGAGCACCGCCUCUGCCGCCAUGGCAGCCCUGCGCUACGCCGGCCUGGACGACACGGACAGCGAGGACGAGCUGCCCCUGGGCUGGGAGCAGAGAACCACCAAGGACGGCUGGGUUUACUAUGCCAAUCACACUGAGGAGAAGACUCAAUGGGAACAUCCGAAAACUGGAAAAAGAAAAAGAAUAGCAGGAGAUUUGCCAUAUGGAUGGGAACAAGAAACGGAUGAGAACGGACAAGUGUAUUUUGUCGACCAUAUAAAUAAAAGAACGACCUAUUUGGACCCGAGACUGGCAUUUACCGUGGAUGAUAACCCUACAAAGCCAACGACCAGACAGAGAUACGAUGGUAGCACCACAGCCAUGGAAAUCCUCGAGGGCAGGGAUCUCACUGGCAAAGUGGUCGUAGUUACUGGAGCUAAUUCAGGAAUAGCGUUCUGAACCCGAAGACCUUUGUAGAUUGAAAGCUGUAGCUUGUGGACCUCUCUGUGUGGAGAUCAGCAUCUCAGUAUCCAGGGGGAUGUCAUCUCUUCACCCAAAGCUCCUAGCAGACCAAGAGGCCUGGAACCCCACAGCCCCGACUGCUAACCAGUAGAGGCAAGGGAGGAGUUCAUGUCUGUCGGUGCUCGACGUGGCACCGAGCAGGACGGGGCAGAGUUUCGCAGCUCUCUGGAGUUAGGGGCUUGUUGGCUCUGAUCUGGUAAAGAAUGAAUGGAAAUGGCUUCAACAUGGUGAUCAUUAAACACAAAUCUUAUUGGGAAGUCUCAGGAGAGGAAAUUCCUCAGGCUAGGGAAUUUCCCAUCAUAGACGAUCCCAGAGCCUCUUGUCUAGACUCAACCUGUCAAUCAAGCUAACUUGUCUUCAGUAGCUCAGUGUACAGCGCUGCCUCCUUGAAUCCGAGGGCUGACAUGUGCACAUCGAAUGCCUAAUGUGGGACUCCCCUGUUGGCUGUUUCUUGUUGACUGGGACUUUAGUUGGAAUUCACGCUGUUUCAAUGAGCAGACAGAUAUAUAUCUGCAUCGGAUUUCAGGAGUGAAAUCCAGGUUUUGUCAAACAUCCAUUUUAAAACUAUUAACAAUUAUGAGCAAAUUAGAUACUUUCAGUCUCACGUUCAUUGGUAACGGUGAUAUAGCUUUCUUCUUAUAAUCUUAAACCAAUAGUGGAUAAAAUUUGAUUAUUAAAUCCCUUUCAGAGUUUAGUCAGGAUGUAAAGUUCCUUUCACCUUUUGAACCUUACUAAUGCUGGGCUGCAUCAAAUGUUAUUUUAAAUCUACAGUAGCCUGGGCUAGUUUUGGUUUUCGAACCAGAGGAUUCAUGAACCAGAACAAAACUUUUUUUCCCCAAAUACAAGCUGGCCACCUUGGUAUAUACCAGUAAAAUGUAUUUUAGGACUGACACUUCAGUUUUCUAUUGCUGUUCUUGUUAUAUAACCACCUCCCUAAGGUUUAUUACAGGGAUUCUCAUAAUGUGUGUGUGUGUGUGUGUGUGUGUGUGUGU
Messenger RNA from Hipposideros armiger (great roundleaf bat), 1826 nucleotides. RefSeq names its product WW domain-containing oxidoreductase. Gene Ontology annotation, cellular component: nucleus; cytoplasm. NCBI's taxonomy places the organism in Eukaryota, Metazoa, Chordata, Mammalia, Chiroptera, Hipposideridae. The coding region runs from base 355 to 771 and encodes 138 amino acids. Gene Ontology annotation, molecular function: protein binding; transcription coactivator activity. The transcript has 5 exons. The record is from RefSeq and is a predicted model, not a curated record. Gene Ontology annotation, biological process: hippo signaling; positive regulation of transcription by RNA polymerase II.